Messenger RNA from Patiria miniata (bat star), 1399 nucleotides. RefSeq lists its product as uncharacterized. The transcript has 5 exons. The record is from RefSeq and is a predicted model, not a curated record. Lineage: Eukaryota; Metazoa; Echinodermata; Asteroidea; Valvatida; Asterinidae. The coding region runs from base 558 to 1178 and encodes 206 amino acids.
GUGAGUCACACACAUCAAUUGCAAAUGGGACACGAUGGCUUGCACCACGCAUUAAAGUUACAUCCUUCUAAUUCCUUAAGUUUGUGAACAAGGAACCGAAUACGUCAAUAUCGGGAAAUCGUUUAUGGGGAAUCGAGUUUAUUUUACCUCACUAUGACGUUUUCAUUCGGGGAACAGAAACACGCACACGUGCGCAGAAGAAGAAACGAGCAGCCCUUUAGGAAACAAAAGCAUUUGAUACAAAAUCUUGCUCAGGAACACGCCAUACCUUCUUGGAAUCGACCUUUUAGUUUUUUUUUUCCUUAUCCUUUCGGUAUCGACUCCUGUGCCAUUAUCAAAACCCACAAAUAUACAGCGUCUUCGUGUGUGACUUUUGACUCGGUUACUCAACACUCGUCAUACGAUAUUCUUGCGUAUCAUACAAUCCCACCCAUUAUUUUAUAUUCAAGACGGGAGGAGCAAGUUCCACAAAUCUUGAAUGCAGCAUCACAAGUUGUCUCGCAACUUGUAAUUCUUUUCUUGGGAUUUAAGGAGGGAACCUCGAGGAGUGGUCCAAGAUGGCCCUCUUGUAUUACGUCCUGUCCUUCUUAGAGGUAGCGCUGCUGAUUAUGUCUGUGUCAUCUGGAAUCGUUGUCUCAGUUCUUGUACGUCGGCAACUUGAAGCGUUCGCCGGGGAAUGCGUGCUGGCCGGCCAGGUCAUCUGGUACUCCCACACCCACUUUGAGCUGAGCCCCAGCGACGUGCCACGGUGCACCUACAUCAUCGCCGUACAGGCCGUGGCUGCAGCUGUUGCCUUCACCUACGGCUUAUACAGAGUCAUUGCGAUGUGCAGUGAACGUUUGGACUUCCCUGUAAUGCGAGUGAUAUGCAUCCCCGUGUACAGUAUCAUGACGGUCCUGACCCUGGCAGAGGCUGCCAUUUUGUCGCAUGGACUCAAUGAAAUAUGCGGGGGCUUCCAGGGUCUGAACGUCGUAACCACCAACUACGAGUGUGCCACGUUUCAGCUAGUCGACUGGCAUAUCUACGACGGCGGCGGUUUCUACGAUGAUUACUCAAAAGCCGAGAUAUCUGGUUGGAUAUCGUUUGUGGCCUGGGUGUCCCUCGUCGCCAUUGGCGUGCUUCACUGUUUAUCCGAUAGACCAGACAAUGCGUUCCCCUCGCCCAACAAUGCAAAGUAAAGUCGCGGGAGCCGAGAGCGUCAACAGCUGUAAUACAUUCGUGCCGGUGUCACGGUCUUACUUCUCCGGCGUGCUAGCUUCUCCGGGUGAAUGCGGCGGAUAAUUGAGCACGUUACAGUGCACGUUACAUGAGCACGAUACAUGCUCAUGUGUCCGCUGUGCUUACUUUUCCUUGGGCUGUGUUCUGAAGUAAGUCCAUUACAAGAAUGUGUUAUGUAACA